GUUUCUUAUUCCUGCUUCUUCACAUCUUCAUGUAGAUUACAAAUUUGCAUCAAAAAAAAUAGAAAUUGGUUAAGGGAUUUCAUUAACUUUGUAUUUUCGAGCAAUUUUUUGGGCGAAAGAAGAAGAAUCAAGGUACAAUAAGGGUUUCGAAAUGGAGCCUGCUUUGAUUAUCGAUAAAUUAAAGUCAUUCGCAAAAUCUGGCGAAGAUUUCAUCACCGGAUUCUCUCGCCGCCGGAAGAAUAAGUCCCGUCAAAAUCCGAUUGAAAUCUUGAAGCGUUUGCAGCGAGAAGCAUUUUCUGACUUGAUGAAACUUAGAGACAGGCAGGACAAAGUGGAAAGAAUGCUUACUUUCUCUAGGACUUCAAAGGGGAGUCCAUUUCAAGAUGAUGGUACCAAUGUGAGGGGUGAGAUUGAUAUGAUGGGAAGUUUGUUCUUCACAGAUUAUCUUGAUCAGGAGAAUGUUGAUGCAAUUAGAAGGGCUGGAGUCAAAACAGGAAUUAAUGCGAGAAUCUCCUUUGAGACCAAAAUUCGUGAGAAAGAUAAUCUCGAGGCUGUGUUCAUUGCUAAUCAAAUUGACCACACACAGUCUAGCAGUAUUCUUGGAAGUGCUCUCUCUCUUGCUAAAGUAAGUUACACAGCAAACAUAACUGACUGGUGCUCGAUGGUUGCAAUUCCUAUGGGGGCUAGAUGUAGAGACUUGUCAAUUUCAACGGAUUCUUCAUUUCAGGAGAAAGGCCUUACUGAUUACUCAUCUUCUGGGCCACCUCUGUUGCAUCAAGAUCAUGGACGUGCAAUUGGUCUUACAGUUAAAAAAUCAAACGUUGUUGCUUCUUUAGCUCAUUUUGUUGUUGAUCUUCCUGGUCCAUUUGGACAUUGCUUCAGCACCUUUGGCCAGAUCGUCUGUCAGCUUCCAAGGAGUGCAAAGCUCUCCUUGUUUGGUCUUCACCAAGUCCCUAAACCAAGACAACAAGCCAUAGCUGGAGCGUUGACAAUACCACUAGGCAUUUGGUCACGCCAUCAACGUUCUGAGGAGUCAAAUUUUGAGGAAACUGUAGCUGGAAACUCAGUUGCUGUGAUGUUAGAAUCUGAACUUGAUGAAAGCUCUAGAGUUCGAGGGUGGUUACAGAUGAAGAACGGCAAUCCAAAACAUCUGCAGUGGUCGGUUAGCAUGUCUGAUUUUCCAGAAGAUGAGAUUGGAUGGGGUCUAAGUUUGGGCGGGACAAUUCAAGGUCCAAAAAGUUGGGAUCAUUUUCAAGUUGAGGCGUUUCUGAAAUUCAAUGUGGGCAAGAGAUUGAGUUUGCAACCAGCUUUUGUUUACCUCAUGGAUGGGAAUAACCAAGUUCCAGCUCUAAUGUGUCGUUCAACUUGGUCUAUUUAAUCAGUUUUUUGGUCCUAAUUUCUUAUGAACAACUUGUGACCAAGUUGCACCUUUUGUAGUUAGUUACUUGGUAUUAUCCUAAUAUUGCAAUACGCAAUUAUAAUUGGAUGCAUUAUCAUCGUGUAUCCCAUAGACUUAAGAAUGAGGUUAGAAAGAGUUUAUGAUUGCGUUGGCUGAUGCCAUGCUUCUGAUGUUAGUUUCUGUCUUUCUGAGGAUAUUAUUCCAAGGAACUUUCCAAGUUGAUAGCAA
Spinacia oleracea (spinach) is the source of this 1627-nucleotide messenger RNA. RefSeq lists its product as uncharacterized. Bases 152 to 1378 code for a protein of 408 amino acids. The transcript has 4 exons. The record is from RefSeq and is a predicted model, not a curated record. NCBI's taxonomy places the organism in Eukaryota, Viridiplantae, Streptophyta, Magnoliopsida, Caryophyllales, Amaranthaceae.